Molecule: messenger RNA, 1127 nt
Organism: Aspergillus japonicus CBS 114.51
Lineage: Eukaryota; Fungi; Ascomycota; Eurotiomycetes; Eurotiales; Aspergillaceae
Exons: 1
Coding region: 123-1028 (301 amino acids)
Source: RefSeq, a predicted model, not a curated record
GUUGCCGGCAUCACCGAACACCACCACAACAAAGGCCUUCCCUAUGUUCUCCGUAACAGACAACACAUGAGAACACUGAAAGACAUCUGCACAAGAGCGUUUUCCUCCCCCAACAAGCAGACAUGCGAGAUAUAAACCCCCUUCUCCGCAUAUCCCCCUUCCUCGCCCCUCACCCAAUAUCCCCACAUCCACAUCAAACCCAACAUCCCACAAUCAAGAGACACAACCAACCCAAACCAAUGUCACACCUCGUCCCCGAGAUCCCCUGCUGGCGCGACCGCAUCACCAGCCGCCUGCACCCGCUCGGCGACUACGGGCUGCUCGACAUCGUGCAGCAAGUCCCGUCGGGCACGGGCACGGACCCGGCACACCCCGUCGACAUCCAGACCUUCGUGGCCUUCCUCCGGGGCCGGCCGUUCUUCUGGUUCAUCCACGGCCCCAGCACCGACCCGGGCUGGUGCAUCACCAAGCUGCUGCUCUUCUGGCGCAGCGCGCUGGCGGACCCCAACUACCGCAUCCCGGCGGCGAUGAUGCUGGCCGGCGGCGGCUGUCUCGGCGGCAACCAGGUCAUGUUCUGGACGUUUGAGGCGCGGGGUUCGCACGCCGACGCUGACGCUGACGCUGACGCUGACGCUGACGCUGACGCUGGAGGUGGAGGUGCUGGCCACGGCCAGGCGCAGCGCGUCGCGACCCGGUGGCAGCGCCAGGGCCGCACCCAGUUCGAUUGGUGGGCCGAUGAGUUCCUCACCACGCGGUUCUUCUCGCAUGUGGCGGAGAAUGUGAAUGCGGUUGUGUGGCCGUCGCCGCCGUUGGGUGCCUCGCAGGAUACUGAGGGAGAGGGAGAGGGAGAGAGAGAGGGAGAGGGGGAGUUCGAUACUGCUACUACCGCUUCGCGGGAAGGGACGCCGCGGCCGCUUGAACCCAUUGCGGGGGAUGCGGGUGGGUAUUCAUCUACCGACCCGGAGGAUCGUGGCUCUGCUAACGCUCGUGGAAGGGCAUCCCAGGCGACGCGCGCGAACACGGUCUGAAUGAUACCGACGACGAUGUCCGCUGCGGCGUCGGAGACGUGGCAUAGUUGCGCGUCCACGGAAUACUUCUCGGCGGAGUCGAAAGGAGGGUAGACGAUA